AUCAACAGUUGGCUGCUUGGUAACUUUUGAAUGUACACAAGAAGUUUCUGAAAGAAACGAAACUGUCAUCAGCACAGCUUUGACGUCUUGCGCCAUGCUUUUGAGUGCUGCACGAGCUUGUGUGUGGCAGGUCAUGGAAGGAAACACAGGGUCUAUAAGAUCAUGGGCUUUCCAGAAGGAUUCUGGUUUCUGUAACCCAAGGUGCAGACGGGACUCGUCCAGAGAACUCGAACGCUGGAGUGUCUGCAGCUUCUCAGCCUAGCCCGGCUCAUAAUAACCUAAAUCCGCUUGUUAUUGGCUUGAUUGGGACACUUUUACCAUUUUCUCCUGCGGCCACACCUGUCCUGCAGAAGCGGGGCCGGACCAUAAUGAUCGAGCAGGACGUGUGUCUGGGACAGAUCCUGCUGCUCUGGCGUCAGUCCGGACCAGAGCGAACAGGAGGCGGGUCUCGGCUCCAGAGCAGCGGACGACGACGAUGAAGAGAGAGGUCGCGGCGGCCGUCUUGUUCCUGACCCGGCUGAUCCGGAAGGCGGAGAAGCUGGAGAAGGAGAAGGUGGAGGAGCUGGCGGGGCGCCUGACCGAGGCCCUGCAGGAGAAGUACCGAGGCCACUGGUACCCCGAUAAUCCCAGCAGGGGCCAGGCCUACAGGUGUCUGCGGGUGAGCAGGUGUCAGCCGGAGCCCGAGCUGCAGCGAGCCUGCUGGGAGACUGGGGUGCACUACAGGGACCUGGGGCUGCCGAGGGAGCUCACCCUGUGGGUGGACCCUGGGGAGGUCUGCUGCAGGUUCGGGGAGAAGAGCCACGCCUUCACCGUGGCGACCUUCUCCGGCGCGGGCGAGGAGGACGCGAGGAAGGACGUGGCCCGGACGGUGGCGAGCGCGGUGGAGAGGGUGACGUCCGACUACCACUCGGGCUCUUCCUCGGACGAAGACAGCAGCAGCAGAGACGCCCCACCGGCGCCUCCCUUCCCCCUCCUCCGCCCAGUCUACCAGGUGCCCAACUUCCUGUGCCAGCCGGCGCCGGCCUGGCGCCCCCUGCCCAGGAGGGGGGGCAGCCCGUUCGAAGGCCAGAGCUUCCCUCGGCCGCGGCCCGGCUGCCCAACCCCGGGCAGGGGGGCCUGGCCGUCUCACGGGGGGCGCUGGGCCCUGGCCGGGCCUCGAGGGGGACAGGCCUGCUGGGGCCACGCCCGCUGACCGCCGCCCUGGACCAGCCUCCUCGGAGAGUAUCUUUUUUAGGACGUUUUUUUGUUUUAAGUAUUUAAGCUCUUUGCACUUUAGAUAAUUGUCAUUAAGAAUGUUUAAGUGCAUGCGUGUGUCAGUGUAUUUAUAUAUACACACAGGGAAAAACACUUUGUUUAGGUUGAAAAUGCCUGAAUAUUGUUUUAAAUACUGGAGAGAGAUGUACUGUAUUUAUAUAUUAAUAGGGAUCAGUAUAUAUUAUUAAUAGAAUCAGUGUUGUUCACAGAUUGUUUGAUCUGCUGUUCAGCAGUUUGUUUACAUGAUCAAAUGUUUGUAUUUAUUCACACUAUGAUCUGAUAGAUUUUAUGUCUUGUACAGACAGGUUAAAUUAAGGGAACUUGAAUUUUUACAGUAAGCUUAAAUAAACGUACCAGACACAAAA
Messenger RNA from Lepisosteus oculatus (spotted gar), 1619 nucleotides. It is a transcript of the gene btg3, whose product is annotated as B-cell translocation gene 3. The record is from RefSeq and is a predicted model, not a curated record. NCBI's taxonomy places the organism in Eukaryota, Metazoa, Chordata, Actinopteri, Semionotiformes, Lepisosteidae. Gene Ontology annotation, cellular component: cytoplasm; nucleus. Gene Ontology annotation, biological process: negative regulation of mitotic cell cycle; negative regulation of cell population proliferation.